Otolemur garnettii (small-eared galago) is the source of this 471-nucleotide messenger RNA. RefSeq names its product growth hormone releasing hormone (gene GHRH). Gene Ontology annotation, molecular function: neuropeptide hormone activity; growth hormone-releasing hormone receptor binding; growth hormone-releasing hormone activity. The record is from RefSeq and is a predicted model, not a curated record. Gene Ontology annotation, cellular component: extracellular region; terminal bouton; perikaryon. Lineage: Eukaryota; Metazoa; Chordata; Mammalia; Primates; Galagidae. Gene Ontology annotation, biological process: positive regulation of multicellular organism growth; positive regulation of growth hormone secretion; growth hormone secretion. The coding region runs from base 20 to 343 and encodes 107 amino acids. The transcript is spliced from 4 exons.
GCCACCACCGGUGUGAAGGAUGCCACUCUGGGUAUUCCUCUUUGUGAUCCUCACCCUCAGCAGCAGUUCCCACUGCUCCCCUCCCCUACCCCUGCCCCUCAGGAUGCGGCGCUACGCAGACGCCAUCUUCACCAACAGCUACCGGAAGGUGCUGGGGCAGCUGUCUGCCCGCAAGCUGCUCCAGGACAUCAUGAGCAGGCAGCAGGGAGAGAGAAACCAGGAGCAAGGAACAAGAGUACGGCGUGGCCGUCAGGUAGAAAGUGUGUGGGCAGAAAAAAAGCAAAUGGCAUUGGAGAGCAUCCUGGUGGCCCUGCUGCAGAAGCACAGGAAUUCCCAAGGAUGAAGACUCCUCCUGUGGUUUAGCUAUCAAUAGUCAAAACACAACUGGACCCAGUUAAUCCUCUUUCAUUUUGGACCUACAUUUUCCUUUGUAAAUACAAUAAAAUUCCCCCUUACUGAUCUGUGUUUAAA